Messenger RNA from Syngnathus acus (greater pipefish), 6661 nucleotides. RefSeq names its product glutamate receptor ionotropic, NMDA 2B (gene grin2ba). Gene Ontology annotation, cellular component: NMDA selective glutamate receptor complex; postsynaptic density membrane; plasma membrane. Gene Ontology annotation, molecular function: transmitter-gated monoatomic ion channel activity involved in regulation of postsynaptic membrane potential; NMDA glutamate receptor activity. The record is from RefSeq and is a predicted model, not a curated record. NCBI's taxonomy places the organism in Eukaryota, Metazoa, Chordata, Actinopteri, Syngnathiformes, Syngnathidae. Gene Ontology annotation, biological process: synaptic transmission, glutamatergic; monoatomic ion transport; long-term synaptic potentiation. Bases 463 to 5526 code for a protein of 1687 amino acids. The transcript has 17 exons.
UUCUUUCCCUGUGCAGCCCACGCUCCCUCCUCCCCUCGCUGCCUCCUCCUCCUCCUCUCGACGCCUCUCAUUGUCCACUCAUAACUUUGGCUACUUUUCGAAGCCGCCAAAUGUGCUAAUUCCCUUCCCAACUAUGAAGACAUUUUAAUCGGCUCCCCUCUUUUUUCUACUUUGUUACUUUUAUACCUUUCUCUACCCCUUCUCCUAUUUUUCCCCCCCUCCUUCCAUCCUAUGCAUCCUUUUUUGGGCGGUUCUUAAAUCUAACCAUAGAGCAGACUGGCAGACGUCAGCCCGACGCUGCCGCAGCGAGGAGGAGAAGAGAAGCUGCUCCCGUGGAGUACAUUUUCCUUGAAAUUGCUGCUUUUCCCCCCUUAAAUUGCUUGCAGCCUCCCUCAGUCUGAGGCUAUGAGAGGGAGAGAGGAGGCCCAGCCUGCACCAUCAUGCUACUUCUGAGACGAGGGGAUGAGAGUUUGGCCCACAAAACGCAAGGUAUUUCUCCCCCGCUUCUUCUCCACCAUGCCUAUCAGCGGCUGCCCCUCGCCCCUUUGCAUCCACGCUGGGAUCUGCACCUCUGUUGUCCAGCAGCAAGGGAGGCGAGUCCUCCACCUCCGUCCAUCCCCGCCUUCAUCGCCGCACUGCCGCACACUUGGUGUCCUUCUCCUACUGCUCUGCCUUCUUCACCUGCCUCCUGCCUGUCACUCCCGGAGAGAGAAGGGAGGCGGAGGAGGCGGCGGCGGCCACUACAUCCCCAUCCCUCCUCCACCUCCGCACCAUAUGGCCCUUCCCAACAGAAUGCGUGGCCUCAGCAUCGCUGUCGUCCUGGUGGGCAACUCCAGUGAGAUGGCGCUGGCGGGAGCUCGGGAGAAAGAAGACUUCCUCCACAUGGCGCCCAAUGUGGAGAUCCUGACCAUGAAUGAGACGGACCCUAAAAGCAUCAUUAAAAGCAUCUGUGACUUAAUGACGGAGCACUGGCUGCAAGGUGUGGUGUUUGGAGAUGACACGGACCAGGAGGCCAUCGCCCAGAUCCUGGACUUCAUCUCGGCCCAGACUCAUAUUCCCAUCCUCGGCGUUCGCGGGGGUUCGUCCAUGAUCAUGGCUGCUAAGGAUGACGACUCCAUGUUCUUUCAAUUUGGCCCCUCCAUCGAGCAGCAAGCGUCAGUCAUGCUCAACAUCAUGGAGGAGUAUGACUGGUACAUCUUCUCCAUCGUUACCACAUAUUACCCGGGCUACCAAGACUUUGUCACCAAGAUCCGAAGCACCAUCGAGAACAGUUUUGUAGGCUGGGAGUUGGAAGAAGUUUUACUCCUUGACAUGUCUGUAGAUGACGGCGAUUCCAAGAUUCAGAACCAGCUUAAGAAACUCCAGAGUCCCGUUAUUCUUUUGUACUGCACAAAAGAAGAAGCCAACACUAUUUUUGAGGUGGGCCAUUCGGUCGGGAUUACCGGUUAUGGCUACACGUGGAUUGUGCCCUCGCUCAUCGCUGGAGACACUGACGUGGUUCCCGCCGAGUUCCCGACAGGGCUGCUGUCCGUGUCCUACGACGAGUGGGACUACGGCCUGGAGGCCCGCGUCCGUGACGGCGUGGCUAUUAUAACCAUGGCGACGUCCACCAUGAUGAUGGACCGAGGACCGCAUACCUUGAUCAAGUCCGAGUGCCACGGAACUCCCGACAAGAAGACCCCCAUCUCGGGUAACCCUAAUGAAGUCCUCAGGUACCUAAUGAAUGUGACGUUUGAGGGCCGAAAUCUGUCGUUCAGUGAAGAUGGCUACCAGAUGCACCCCAAGCUGGUCAUCAUUCUGCUCAAUAAGGACAGACAGUGGGACAGGGUAGGCAAAUGGGAGAAUGGUUCCCUCUCGAUGAAGUACCACGUGUGGCCUCGCUAUGAACUCUACGGUGGGAUUGCAACCAGGGAAGAUGACCACCUGUCCAUCGUGACGCUGGAGGAGGCUCCUUUCGUCAUCGUGGAGGACGUGGACCCGCUGAGCGGGACUUGCAUGAGGAACACCGUGCCCUGCCGCAAACAAAUCAAAACAUUGAAUCAGACCAAGGAGUCGGGGAUUUACAUCAAGCGAUGCUGUAAAGGUUUCUGCAUUGACAUCUUAAAGAAGAUCGCCAAGUCAGUCAAGUUUACUUACGACUUGUAUCUGGUUACCAAUGGCAAGCAUGGCAAGAAGAUUAAUGGAACGUGGAACGGCAUGGUGGGAGAGGUGGUGUUAAAAAAUGCCCACAUGGCCGUGGGUUCCUUGACCAUCAACGAGGAAAGGUCGGAGGUCAUCGACUUCUCCGUCCCAUUCAUCGAGACCGGCAUCAGUGUCAUGGUCUCCCGUAGCAACGGCACCGUUUCACCUUCUGCCUUCUUAGAGCCCUUCAGCGCGGAUGUGUGGGUGAUGAUGUUCGUGAUGCUCUUGCUGGUGUCAGCAUUUGCCGUGUUCAUUUUUGAGUACUUCAGCCCCGUGGGCUACAACCGCUGUCUGGCUGACGGCAGAGAGCCGCACGGUCCAUCCUUCACCAUUGGCAAAGCCAUCUGGUUGCUGUGGGGUCUGGUCUUCAACAACUCUGUGCCGGUGCAGAACCCCAAAGGUACCACCAGCAAGAUCAUGGUAUCAGUGUGGGCCUUCUUUGCUGUCAUCUUCCUGGCCUCCUACACUGCCAACUUGGCUGCCUUCAUGAUCCAGGAGGAAUACGUGGACCAGGUAACGGGACUCUCGGACAAAAAGUUCCAAAGCCCCAACGACUUCUCGCCUCCCUUUCGGUUCGGCACGGUCCCGAAUGGGAGCACGGAGAGAAACAUAAGGAACAACUAUCCCGAGAUGCACUCCUACAUGACCAAGUUUCAUCAGAGAAAUGUCGAGGAGGCUCUUCCGAGCCUCAAAGCUGGCAAACUAGACGCUUUCAUUUAUGACGCGGCCGUGCUGAAUUACAAGGCCGGCAGAGACGAGGGCUGCAAACUGGUGACCAUCGGCAGCGGUUACAUCUUCGCCACCACCGGCUACGGCAUCGCCAUCCAGAAGGAGUCGCUCUGGAAGAGACACGUGGACCUGGCCAUCCUGCAGCUCUUUGGAGACGGUGAGAUGGAGGAGCUGGAGUCCCUGUGGCUGACGGGAAUCUGCCACCACGAAAAGAAUGAGGUGAUGUCCAGCCAGCUGGACGUGGACAACAUGGCGGGGGUCUUCUACAUGCUGGGGGCCGCCAUGGCACUGUCGCUCAUCACAUUCAUCUGCGAACACUGGUUCUAUUGGCAGCUGAGGUUCUACUUCAUGGGUGUCUGCUCGGGUCGCCCUGGCCUUGUCUUUUCCGUCAGCAGGGGUAUCUACAGCUGUAUUCACGGCGUGCAGAUUGAAGAGAAAAGCAGCUCGGCGUUGAACUCGCCAUCGGCUACCAUGAACAACACUCAUUCCAACAUCUUGCGCCUGCUACGCACGGCCAAGAACAUGGCCUCCGGGGUGAACGGCUCGCCGCACAGCGCUCUGGACUUCAUUCGACGCGAAUCCUCCGUUUACGACAUCUCGGAACACAGACGCAGCCUGGCGGGACACUCGGACUGCAAGCCGCCGUACUUACCGGAUGAUAACAUGUUCAGCGAUUACAUCAGUGAGGUGGAGAGGACGUUUGGUAACGUCCACAUGAAGGAUAGUAAUCUGUACCAGGACCACUACCUGCACCAUCACGGUUCCACACUUGGGCUCAGUGGACCGCCUCCCAACAGGCCCCAUAGUUUGGGCAGCGCCAGUUCCCUGGAGGGCGGCAUGUUUGACUGCGACAGCCUCGGAGGCGGGGUGCCGCCCAUUUUCACCACCCAACCCUGCUCGGCACUGACCCACAGAAACAUGAGCAAGUUUGACCUUCUGUCCGGACAGACUCCCCCCUCAGGCCAAGGAUUUAAGAGUGGUCUUCCUGACUUGUACGGGAAGUUUUCGUUCAAGGGAGGAGCCUCCAGUUCCACUUACAUCCCCGGUCCGACUUACUGCGGAGGGAGAGGGGACGAUGAUGGGAAUAUACGAUCGGAUGUCUCUGAUAUUUCCACGCACACGGUGACCUACGGGAACCUGGAAGGAAAUGCCAAGAAGCGCAAACAAUACCGCGAUAGCUUGAAAAAGAGGCCGGCCUCUGCCAAGUCCAGACGUGAGCUGGAUGAGAUCGAGCUGGGCUACAGGAGAAAGCCGUACCACAUAAGCCACCACCACUACCACAACCAUCGCUCGGCCUCGCCGCCACUUUUGCCAUCGGAACGGAAGCGAGGAGGGAAUAAUGACGCAAACUAUCUCUUCAGAGAAAAGGAAAGCGUGAGGGACUUUUAUUUGGACCAAUUCCGUCCAAAAGAGGGCGUCCCUCAAUGGGAACAUGUCGAUCUGACUGAGGGCACUGGAAAUAGGGACGGCGGAGUACCAACUUGCACUUCUCUGGUUCCGGUGGAGGACUUCCUCAAGGGCAAACCCAAAAAGUCGGACUCAAAAAGUGGCGGUGGAUCUGGCUUGGCGGGCGGAGAAUGGGAGUGCAGGAACUGUCGGUCCGGAGGAGGAAUGAAGCAGAUGUCCAUGCACGGAGGAGGCUACGGUGGCGGUAUGAGCUGCGGCUCCUCGGGGGGCGGAGGAAGCAGCCGCCCGAGCUCUGCGACCUGUAUGCGCUGCGAAGGCUGCAAAAAGUCGGGAAACCUCUACGACAUCAGCGAGGACAACAACCACCUCUUGGAACAGAUUGGUGGAGGGAAAGGUGGGGCUCCAAUCUCCCAGCCGCCAUCGCAAGCCCAACAGAGGAGGAAGGGCGGCGGAUUCGGCAAGCCACUCAGGCGGCAGCAUUCCUAUGACGCCUUUGUUGACCUUCAGAAGGACGACUCGGGCGGCAUGGGGAGCAUGAUGGGAGGUAUGGGAGGAGUUGGUGGGAUGGGUGCUCCAGGUAUGGGAGGCAUGCUACCACCUCCCCGAAGCGUUAGCUUGAAGGAAAAGGAGCGCUACAUGGAGGGCACGAGCCCCUUUGCGCACAUAUUUGAGCGUCACGGGGGUUCCGAGAGGGAACGGGAAAGAGACCGGGACCCUUCGUUUUAUGGAGGUGACGGCCGAUUCGGGGGCCUGUUCCGAGGAGGCGAGGGCCUCCAUCGUCGCUCCGUCGGAGAGAGAGACAUGAGAGACAGGGACAGGUCUUUGAUGGAAGGUGGCGGCGGGGCGGCAUUCUCUUUAUCCAAAUCGCUUUAUCCGGACCGGGUAAACCAGAACCCCUUUAUACCCACGUUUGAUGACGAUCAAUGUCUGAUGCACGGAGCCAAACAAUAUUACAUGAAAAAGCAACAGCAGCAGCAACAGGUUGCCAAAAACAGCCGAAGUGACUUCAGAAGCCAGUUGAGCACCACGUCUUAUCUGCCGCCAUCUGCCGCGCCAAUGUCCAAUGUGUCCCCGCGGUUCCCCAAAGAACUCAGCCUGGGUGGACUGAACCACCACGGCUCCAUGCUGGGGGUGGGCCCGCCGCGACCCUUCAACGGAAGCAACGGCCACGUCUACGAGAAACUCUCCAGUAUCGAAUCGGACGUGUGAGAGACCGAGACUGGAUUUGGGAUUAGGCGUGGAAUAGAGUUGUGUUAGGUGUGUUAGGAGAUCAGGGAUGUUUUUAAAGACACUGUCCACACACACACUGCAUCUCUAUCCCAUACUGAGACUGGAAUUUAAGAUAAGCAAGGCGAGAGCCAAACGUGGUGUCAGAAACAGGAUGCAAACUUGAGUAAUAGAAAAAUCUAUAUUUUGCAAGCAAAUCUUGGUAAACACAAAAAAUCAGGACACCUUUGGUGAGACGGGGGGGAGGGGGGUGACCCCUCUCUCACAAAUGGCCAAAGCUACUCUACUUUUAUGUCCAGUCGCAGUUUAGAAAAACAAAACUGGGAAAAUGCACUCAGCUCAAGCCUCGCAUUUCAUCCACCGGUGAAGCCGCGGUCGCUCAUCUUAAUUUGAUAUCGGACGUGUGAGCGCUGGUGAGAUUCGACGGCAGCCCGAGAGCUCCCGCUGAGCGCUUACGAGGGAAGACUGCGAGAUCGGCGGGCGGGCGAGCAGAGCUAGCGAGCGAGCGGCCCAUCUGGGCUCCAAGAAGACAUUGUCGCCUUGAUGGAGUGGCAACACGGAUGACUUGUCCCCCCCCCCCCACACUCCUCUUAAACUUUUGUUCUCCUCCCUUUUCCUCGUCCUCCCCCGACACCAAAAGAAAUACAAUCAUGAAUGAUGAUAUUCUUCUCGAAAGAAAAAAAACAGGGUAUAAGAUCAACAAUAAUAUUAAUAACAUUGUGAAUAACGAUUGUGUUAACAUUGCUUAUAAUUUUUUUUUUUUUUUUUUUAAAUGCUUUAUUUGUAAUUGGUGUGAUAUUCCAUCCCCGUUUGAGUACUGGCCGGGUUCUUCAACCUCCAAGCCAGCAAAGACUGAACUCUUUAGUUACCUGUAGGACGUUUUACUUCACAGUACAUAUUUUCUCCUUACGGGGAAAAAAGGAUCUUAAAGACUCAUACUUUGUUUUGAGAUAUUUCAAAUUGUUGUUCAGUCAAGAGCCUGAAAGCUGCAGAAGCUGAGAGAAAAGGACGUGCCUUAAUGGUCUCCAAUGGAAGUGUCCUCCUGUUCACAUGGUCACGCAACGGCGCCAUUACUUGGUGUUCUCUUCACGUAGGACAAAAAACUGCAGUAAAAAAA